AUGUCCACUACCUCCUCUUCUGACCACAACGGCCUUCUCUCAAUGUCACCUGAACCAAACGUUUUGACGCAGAGCAUGCAACAACGAGCUUCACCGGCCUUUUCGCUAGAUUCAUCAUCAAACCCGUUAUUAAUAAACGUAAAUUAUCAGCCACUACCAUUAGUUACCAUCCACAAAAGCUGGGUGCCAUCGAUUCAAGGAUCAUUGAUUCCUCUAAUGUUCCAAUACGAUCACGACCACCAACAUAUACUGGCUGAAGCUGAUGGCCAGAUUAAGAAACUGUCGACGUCGGCUCAGCCUGAUGAAGUGAAUGUAUAUCUGGUCGCUGCGAGGGAUGUUUUGACUAAGCAAAUCGAGUACUAUGAGAGGGCCCUGAAUGUAUUGGCUCCCACGUCUUCCGGAGCUUCUCGUCAACCUGUCGGUCAGACUCAACAACAGGAAUACGACGAUGAGGACGAAGAGGAAGACAAGGAAGCUAUACAUGUUAUAAAACAACGUGGUCCAGCUCCAAAGAAAGCUAAAGCUCUGCAACAAAACACUGGUCGUGGUGUCUCGCGUACUCCUCGUCCUCGUCCUCAUAACAGUACUCGUCAUAAUUCUGAUCAAGUACAAAUCCUGCUUGAUUCAUACAAUCGCAAAGAGUACUUGACUCCAACUGAACGUGUUCGUCUUGCGAACGAAACUGGCUUGACUCAAAAGCAAGUCGUUGCUUGGUUCACCAACAAACGUUCUCGAGACCCUCAGAGGCAACAAGGAAAAACAGUGCAAGAUCGAUACUCUUCUGCUUUGCCCUCUUCCAAACGUACGAAACGUAGUUCUCGUCGUAAAUCACUUGAAGAAGAAGAAGGGUUGUCUGAGGAUGAGUACUUGGGUAAUGAAUAA
Synchytrium microbalum is the source of this 882-nucleotide messenger RNA. RefSeq lists its product as uncharacterized. Gene Ontology annotation, biological process: regulation of transcription by RNA polymerase II. The record is from RefSeq and is a predicted model, not a curated record. Gene Ontology annotation, molecular function: RNA polymerase II cis-regulatory region sequence-specific DNA binding; DNA-binding transcription factor activity, RNA polymerase II-specific. The transcript is spliced from 4 exons. Bases 1 to 882 code for a protein of 293 amino acids. NCBI's taxonomy places the organism in Eukaryota, Fungi, Chytridiomycota, Chytridiomycetes, Synchytriales, Synchytriaceae.